Polyodon spathula (Mississippi paddlefish) is the source of this 3554-nucleotide messenger RNA. RefSeq names its product synaptotagmin-like protein 5. Gene Ontology annotation, cellular component: exocytic vesicle; plasma membrane. The record is from RefSeq and is a predicted model, not a curated record. The transcript is spliced from 18 exons. Gene Ontology annotation, biological process: exocytosis; intracellular protein transport. Gene Ontology annotation, molecular function: neurexin family protein binding; small GTPase binding; phospholipid binding. NCBI's taxonomy places the organism in Eukaryota, Metazoa, Chordata, Actinopteri, Acipenseriformes, Polyodontidae. Bases 516 to 2792 code for a protein of 758 amino acids.
AGAAACUGGGGGUGUGAGUUAGUGCAGCAUUCAGAGCGAUAGGGCUUAAAAGAAGAGUGGAUAUUUAAAAAAUAUCGGGAUUGUACUAUCAAAAGCAGGGCAGACAACCGACAGCUAUUCAUCCUUUUAGGCAGCCUUGAUCGGACCGCUGGAUGCGUUUUGAUUGAACACGCAGUUGCCGAUGGUUCAAGACUCACUCCACGUCUCAGCUUGUGAGCAGGCUUUAGAGCGCGAUGCCCACUGUGAGCACAAUGCCAGCAAGCAGAGCCAAAGACUGGAUUAAAAUACACUGACCAGGAGCAGAUACCUAUACCAUGUGCACCCCACACUGAUGACAUCUCCAAAGACAAAGCAGCUAGACCAUACAUUUCAGGAUUUCUAAUACAUCAUGUAACAACAUUGACUUCGAGGACUUCUUUUAGUAUCUCUUGGUUGGAUCCACCUGUGGUUCUCUGAUUCCCUGAGAUCUCUAUGUACUGUGAGAGUUGUAUUAUCUGGAUAAACAGUAAAGAAACAUGACCAAAACCUCAGAGAUCAUCAACCUGUCUUUCCUCCUGGAUAAUGAGAAGGAGAUGAUUCUCGGAGUUCUGGAGAAAGAUGAAAACCUAAGAAAACAGGAAGAAAAGAGAAUCCGGAAGCUGAAGAACGAGUUGCUGGAGAUCCGCAGGAAGGGCGGGACCAAGCAGCACAAGCACCAGCAGCAGAGCGAGCGGGUGUGCGUCCGCUGCCAGAAGAGCCUGGGCCUUAUCUUCGACCGAGGGGAGGUGUGUGAGGAGUGCCAGCUCCGAGUGUGCAAGGAAUGCCGCAUAGUGUUGGAGAACAGCAAGUGGAAGUGCACCAUCUGCACCAAAAUCUUGCAGCUGAGGGUGGUGACUGGGGAGUGGUUCUUCGAGGAGAGAUCGAAGCGGUUCAUGCAGGGGAACAGCCAGGGCAGUGAAGUGGUGAAGCAGUCCAUCGCUAGGGCCCCUCCAGGCAAAAGCAAAGCUGAAAAGGUGAAUCUAAAAGCACAGCCGGAUCAGAAUGGUCAAGAGAGACCUGUUACCCCCUCUUCCACCAGAAGUGCCCUAAGAAAUGUGAUAGAUGCUUCGAGGCACAGAGGGUUCCGAGCGGAGAAGAAAGACAGUAGGGUGACACUUGAGAAUGAGAAUAAUUUGGACCCGAAGCCAGAAGACUCAAGAAGCAUUGGCUCAGCUUCGGAUCUGGACGUACACAAUGUGCACAGUACACAUUCAGCAAGUCGCUCUGCAGGAGGGGGCACUGUUGCAUUGGAAUCCUCAGGGAUGCAGACGACGCCCAAUAAUCUCCGAUCUGCUACUCCUGAGAAAUCACCGACUCUCAGCAAACGCAGCGCAGCCUCUGGCCACAGCAGAAGGGCUGAUGGCAUAGAGAGUGUGGCCAUUUUCCAUUGCAGUGAAAGCUUCACAGACAACAAGUCCAAUAGAAACCACAGGAAAUCAUGCGCAUUGCCUUCAAUAGCUAUUUCCAGAGCCUCUAUGUCCUCAGAUCGCAGCAGGUCUGAGUUGGAUAUUAGCGGAUCUUAUGGAGAGAUGAAUGAGGACUCCAUAAGCAUGAGGAGUAAGUCAGUGCCAGACGAUCUCAACGAUAGCUUGGAGGAAGAUGACCUAGAUAGGAUGAUGGCAUUAAACCCACCUUCCAGCAGAGACAGGUUGAUAGGAGGACUGUCCACGGCUGUCCAGUCUGGUUUGGAGAGAAAGUGGAGUUACCUUAAUGUCCCUGACUGUGACAGUGAAACUACGAGUCUGAACAGCGUGAUGAGUGUGUACAGCGAGACAGGUGACUAUGGGGAUGUGAGCAUUAGUGGAGAAAUCCUCCUCAACAUCACCUAUAGCUACAAAACUGGGGCUCUGAAUAUACUGGUGAAAGAGUGCCGCAACCUGGCCAUCGCCGACGAGAAGAAACAAACCCACCCCUACGUGAAGGCAUACCUCCUUCCGGACAAGUCUCGCCAGAGCAAGAGGAAAACGAAGCUCAAAGCCAACACGACAAAUCCAGUCUACAAUGAAAUCUUAAAGUAUGUGAUCAGCCACUCGCAGCUGGAGACUAGGACCCUGCAGCUGUCAGUCUGGCACUAUGACAGGUUUGGGCAUAACAGCUUCCUUGGGGAGGUGGAGAUCCCAUUCGAGUCCUGGGAGUUCGAGAACCAGACUGAAGAGUGGUUUCCUCUGCAGCCCAAGGCGGAUUCUAUGGCAGAUGCAGUUCUGCAGUAUAAAGGGGAGCUGAGAGUGGCCAUGCGGUAUAUUCCUCCUGAAAGAAACCUCACGCUGCCACUGGAGCAAUUUCAGGCUAAAAAAAGUUUCUUGAAAGGAAAGAAAGGAAUCACCCAGCUGCCAACAGGUGGCAUGGUGGAGGUACAGAUUAAGGAAGCCAAAAACCUGACUGCUGUGAAAUCCGGAGGAACAUCUGACUCGUUUGUGAAAGGCUACAUGCUGCCAGACAACAGCAAAUCUUCAAAGCACAAAACUCCUGUGGUAAAGAAGAGCGUCAACCCAACCUGGAAUCACACCUUCACCUACAGCGGCCUGCAGCCCAGCGAUCUGAACAACAUGUGCCUGGAGCUGACUGUCUGGGACAAGGAGUCCCUCUCCAGCAACAUCUUCCUGGGGGGAGUGCGGCUCAACAUUGGCACUGGGUUGAGCUACGGGAAUGAAGUGGAUUGGAUGGACUCCCAAGGGGAGGAGCAGCGUCUAUGGCAACGCAUGCUUGACCAGCCCGAAGCCUACGUGGAGAGCACACUGAUGUUAAGAUCGAGCAUGGGGAAAUGCAAGCUUUGAAAACACUUGCAGACUUCAAACCAUUCCUUUUCAUUUCCAGCAUUUCUUGCAAUACUGUUCAAGCCCAGCUUUGAGAAGAUCCUGUGUGUGCUUGUCUCUGGUAGUUUGUUACAGCAUUCAUCCGAACGGUAUAUAUUGUGGACAUAUCCAUCAAUAUACUGUUUUGGAUUAUUAUGUACCAUACACUAUAUCUUUAUAAACCCUGCUAUAUAAAACCCAUCACAAGUUUGUAUUGGGAAGACAUAAUAAGCACAGAUGCUUCUGCAACACUAAUGUGACUAUGCACUGAUUACUAAGUAAACACAUCAUUUUCAUGUUGAAAGGUUUACAGUGCAUUGAUUGCUUCUCAGGUUAUUGUUAGUUGUUGAACAGAGUGCUAAUGAAACAUUUGGACAGGUGGGUUUACAGUAAACUACAGCAUAGUGUGCAAUUGCAAAAUCACUUGAACACAGAACAUCUUUAUGAGGUACACAACUGAAGCACCAGCUUUACAGUAAAACAGCAGAAGAUGACUUUACAGGCCACAACCACCCCCCACCCCCCCCCCCCCCCCCCCAAAAAAAAAAAAAAAAAAAACACAUUUUGAAUUCUCACUCAAAAAUCUAUAUUCACAUACCUUGACAGCUGUAAUCUAAUGCAAAUCACAUACCAGAUUCACAAGCAGUAUCUUAAUUCUAUUAACAAAGAAAUGCUGCCUGCUUAUAGACACCAUAUUAUAUACUGUACAUAAUAGUUACUAAUCCUACUUAGAACAUAACACAA